CAAGAAAUGUUUUACAUAUGAGAUUUUACAAGGGAGUUCUGUUUCAUGUAACAGUGUAUGAACAGCAUGCUAACAGGGACCAUGCUAACAUGUGAAGUAAAGCAGGUGUACAGUUAACCAUGUUCUCCAUCUCACUUUAGCAUGUUAGCAUGCUAGUAUUAGCUAAUUAGCACUGAGAAUAGCUAAGGCGCGAGAAAUUGGUUAAUAUUAGCACACUUACAUGCUAACAGUGACUAUGCUAACAAUGUGAAGUAAAGCAGGUGUACAGCUAACCAUGUUCUCCGUCUCACUUUAGCAUGUUAGCAUUGUUAAUUAGCACUGAAGUAGCUGAGGCGUGAGAAAGUGGUUAAUAUUAGCAUGCUUACAGUGACUAUGCUAAUAGGGUGAAGUCAAUCAUGUUCACCAACUCACUUUAGCAUGUUAGCUUGCUAACAUUAGCUAAUUAGCCCUGACAACAGCUGAGGCUGAUGGGGAAAGUAGUUAGCUCAUUCACGGAGGAGAAGCUGGGCCAGGCGGAGAAGACGGAGCUGGAUCAACACCUGGAGAACCUGAUCGCUCGGGCUGACGGCACCAAGAACUGGACCGAAAAGAUCCUGCGACAAACGGAGGUGCUGCUGCAGCCCAACCCCAUCGACCACACUGGUGCUCGAAUAGAAGAGUUCAUCUACGACAAACUGGACAAGAAGCUUCCGUCCAGGGCGACCAACGCCGAGCUGCUGGGCCAGUACAUGGUGGACGCCGCCGCUGAAUUCGGACCCGAGACGCCGUACGGCUGCACCUUGGUCACUGUGGGCGAGUACCAGAGAAAACUGGGCGGAGCCGAGCGCGAGUUCCUCCAGACCUCAGCGGCCUCCUUCCUCACGCCUCUUCGCAACUUCCUGGAAGGAGACUGGAGGACGAUAUCAAAAGAGCGGCGGCUUCUGGAGAAUCGCCGGCUGGAUCUUGACAUCUGCAAAGCGCGUGUGAAGAAAGCAAAACAGGCAGAAGCCAAAGCAGCAGCUGCCCCCGACUUUCAGGAGACGAGGCCUCGGAAUUACGUCCUGUCUGCCAGCGCCUCCGCGCUGCAGAGCGGCGGCUGGGAGAGCUGGGACGUGGCGUCGCCGGACCCCGGUGCGUCCGAGCAGAGGAAGCUGCUGAGUGAGGAAGUGGACAAGGCAGAGCUCGAGCUCCGCGUCGCUCAGACCGAGUUCGACCGACAAGCCGAGGUCACUCGACUGCUGCUGGAGGGAAUCGGCAGCACGCACCUCAACCACCUGCGAUGUCUACAGGACUUCUCCGAGGCUCAGGCCACGUUCUACGCUCAGUGUCACCACUACACACAGGACCUGCAGAGGGAGCUGCACCGAUGUUCUAACGCCGUGGCGCCCCCCCACUCCUCCGCCGCCGCCGCCCCGCAGCCCGUCUCCUCUGCCUUCCUGUCUGGGCCCUCGUCUCCCGGGGCCGCGGUCUCGUCUCUGUCCAGCCAGACGGCGGGAGCGCUCACGCAGACCCAGCUCGCAGUCACCGGCACCAGAAAGGCCAAGGUGCUGUAUGACUACGACGCCCACGAUGACAGCGAGCUUUCCCUCCUGGCGGACGAGCUCAUCAGCGUUUACACCGUACCUGGAAUGGAUCCUGAUUGGUUGAUUGGAGAACGGGGAAACGAAAAGGGCAAAGUCCCCGUCACCUACCUCGAACUGCUGAGCUAAUACACCACACACACGCACACACACACGCACACACACACGCACACACACGCACACACACACGCACACACGCACACACACACGCACACACACACACGCACACACACACACGCACACACACACACACAC
Scophthalmus maximus (turbot) is the source of this 1814-nucleotide messenger RNA. Its product is annotated as endophilin-B2-like. Gene Ontology annotation, molecular function: protein binding. Bases 468 to 1688 code for a protein of 406 amino acids. The record is from RefSeq and is a predicted model, not a curated record. Gene Ontology annotation, cellular component: membrane; cytoplasm. NCBI's taxonomy places the organism in Eukaryota, Metazoa, Chordata, Actinopteri, Pleuronectiformes, Scophthalmidae. Gene Ontology annotation, biological process: membrane organization. The transcript has 13 exons.